Molecule: messenger RNA, 831 nt
Organism: Trichobilharzia regenti
Lineage: Eukaryota; Metazoa; Platyhelminthes; Trematoda; Strigeidida; Schistosomatidae
Source: the annotation of a GenBank genome assembly
AUGGAGAAGACGCAAAUCUGUGCAAAUCUAAACCGUCUCCCUGGUGACUCACAAAGACGAUUAUCAUACACGAGAAUGGUAAUGUUGUUGGUGGGAAUCGAAAUAUUGGUGAGUAUAGUGGUCACAUUGUCCGUGUCAGCACUAUCAAACUAUAUACAGGAUAUACUCAAAUGCAUCAAAAUAUUAACAAUUAUAUCUGUAGUGAUAGCUGAUAUGUCAGCUUUACUACUUCUCGCUGUUCCGAAAAUCAGACUUCUACUACCACUUAACUUGAUCAUUCUCAUUGUAUACACAAUAUCCGCGUCUUUCAUGGCAGGAUUACCGUUUGCCUGUAUGAGUAUCCCCUGGGAGUUAGCAAGUUGGGGAACGACGUUGCUGUUAUUCUUCUCUACUGUGGUAGGUGGGGCAUUUAUUCGGGUGAAUUUGAUGGGUUACUGGCUCUCAAUAUUUUUAUUCCUCGUUUUUGAGUUCAUUGCGGUAUUAGUCACUACCAUUGUUUUAUAUACCUUAGUGGAAUUUGAAAUAGCAAUGACUGUAUUUGGAGGCGGAAUGGCUGUAAUGAUGAUCAUUCUAGCUAUCAUCUCUGGUCAAAUGACAUUUGGUCGACCUGGACUACGGACAAUAGAUCCAGACUACUGUUUAGCAUCACUUAUCUUACACGCUAUUUUACUUUUGUUGUUUGUGGUCAGUUCUGUGGAAUUCUAUUUCACUUUAGGCGCAGAUCCUUCAAAGUGCACAAACAACAUCAGUGGUUUUUUUCAUUUUGUCAACACUAGAUUUGUAUGUCAUUCCGUCAUUGAAUGGUUGACUGUAGUCAGGUAUUUAUUUUAA